CGCGAUCGCAGUACCUUCGAGGUGGUCGCCGCUACUCCGAGCGCUGAGAGAGUUGAACUCAAUCUAAUUCGGUUACCUACCUUACACGAGCCAAUAAUCUCUCCGCCCUCCUCUCCCCUCCUCCGUCCACCCGUCGUACGCUUGAAUAACAGUGAUUGCUAGUCGCGUGCGUAUUUUCGUUGCGACACAGCGGUGAUUGUCACGCAUGUUUACGCAUUCACGAAUAAAAGUAAACAAAGCAGGAUCACGCGUCCGUUGCGGCUCCGAGCCGAUAAAUUCAUCCCCUAACAAUAAGUGGCAACAUCGGCGAUCUUCUUUUGUCACUCAAACGUUAAAAUACCCCUUUUAUUGUUAGCCUGCAGCGUUCAGCUUGAGAGUUUCUUGCGAAUGACGAGCCGGCGUCUGACUCACGGAAGGGGAAGCCACGAGUUACGACAGCUGUCAUGGAAAACGUUAACCGGGAUGCAGGUGCGUUUGACUGAUUAGCGUUAUCAAAGCUCCUCGCCUCCUUGGAAAAGAACAAGGCGGAACUGCCAAGCUGCACCGACGAAGAAUUUGGCUUUCUGAGCGAACUGCUCAGGUCAAAAGAGCUCAAUGCGCUGGUCAAUGUUCACAACAAGAUAACCAGCAACUCAAAGGAUGACAAAUUUUUUCCUGUACUCUCUAAUGCCAUGGAUGUCGACAUCGAUGUUUUGGAUCUACUAUCGACAAGGACACAUGUAUCCGAAGAUUGCAAGGAACUCUUUCAUCUAUUGCAGAAGCCUCAUAUCCAGGGCUUGCUGUGCGCUCACGACUCCGUUGCUCAAAAGGACUACUACCCAAGGCCGCCAGAAAUACACGCGGAAGUCGACGAAGAUGAAGAGUACGUCAAACUUGUACAGCUUGUUAAAUCCGACGAGCCUUUGUGUGGUGCUGAAGUUGAACCAUUUGUGGGGGCGACGAUAAGAAACUGCGAAGAAACCGGCAAGAUCAUCUUUGUUCGGAUAAUGCUGGGAGGCGCAGCGGAUAGAUCUGGCGUUAUUCACGCCGGCGACGAGAUUUGCGAGGUGAAUGGUAUCAGCGUUGAAGGAAAGACACCGAGUUAUGUGCUGGAAAUUCUGAAAAAUACGAAAGGCACCAUCUCGUUUGUGAUUAUUCCAGCGGAUAGCAAGUCUGGCGUCAGGGAAAGCAAGGUUCGUGUUCGGGCACAUUUCUCAUACACCGCGGCUGAUGAUCCUUUCAUACCUUGCAAGGAAGCAGGCUUGGAUUUUGUCAAGGGAGAUGUACUUCAUAUUGUUAGUCAGGACGAUUCUCAUUGGUGGCAAGCACGACGUGAAGGCGAUCGCAAUAUGCGAGCUGGUCUCAUACCGAGCCGAGCCCUCCAGGAGCGAAUCAUCGUCUUACAGCGUCACAUGAAGGAGCAGAAUGACGAAACUGACAACAUAAGUCUGUGUUCUGUUCCAGUGCCUUUGCCUGCCCUGUGCCCUCGUCCCCAGACCUCCUCGCACGUCGUGCCCACAAAGUGCAACUUGCAAGCUCUUAAGACUAAAAAGAUCAUGUAUGACGUGGCAGAAAACGAUGACUUUGACCGCGAGGAGAUGCCAACUUACGAGGAAGUCGCCAAGCUCUAUCCGAGGCCCGGGUCCUACAGGCCCAUCGUUCUUGUUGGGCCUCCUGGAGUCGGCAGGAACGAACUGAAGCGCAGACUCAUUGCUACUGAUCCAGAAAAAUACAGGACGCCAAUCCCCUACACUUCAAGACCACCCAGACUUGGCGAGGUGAACGGCAAAGAGUAUUUCUUCGUGACACGUGAAAGGAUCACCGAAGACAUAGCCUCUGGGAAGUUCGUAGAGUAUGGAGAAUAUAAAGGAAAUCUUUACGGCACAAGCAGGGAGAGUGUAGAAUCCCUGGUGAAUGCCGGAUACGUUUGUGUGCUCAGCCCGCAUUACCAGGCCGUCAAGAUGCUGCGAAAUCCGCAGCUCAAGCCGUUCGUUAUCUUCAUCAAACCACCUAAAUUCGAGAUCCUUAAAGAAACUAGGAACGAAGCAAGGGCAAGAUCCACAUUUGACGAGAAAAACUCACGGGGUUUCACGGACGACGAGUUCCACGAAAUGAUUCACCGCAGUGAGCGAAUAGAAUACCACUAUUCUCAUCAUUUCGAUGAAACUAUCAUCAAUGCAGACCUGUCGAUGGCUUUUGAGCAGCUCGUAAACGCAAUUAUAAGAGUAGAAACUGAACCCAUGUGGGUUCCGGCCUCUUGGGUCCAGUGAGAAAUUUUGGAACGAAGAAGCCCAAGUAGCAGAAGCAAUCCGAAGAGUUUGAUACUGAGACGCGAAAUCGAGCCGUUGCCGCAGCCUGAUUGAGGUAUCGUUUGAAAACAGCAAAAUUUGGUGGCAGUGGUGGUGGUGGUAGAGAAUUUAGAAUGUCACAUCUUGAGAAUAGUUCAAAAGUUCGAUCGUCAGUUUGGAAAAUGAUUCUUCUCUGUACAGAAAUUGAAUUCGCUUGGAAGAUGAGAAAAGUGAUAUUUUCUGCGAAAUUUCUAGGCUGCUGGCGUGCGCGAUUAAUUGAUCGGAUUUAUCAUCGUAUCCCGGAUUUUUCUUACUAUUUCGAGACAUUUGCAAAAAGGAAAGAAAACGUAGUACACGUUUAACUAGACAAAUACAUAUAUAUCGUAUGGGAACAUUCCGUAACUUGAGGUUCGACAGAAUCAGUGAAAGGGCGUUAAAAUUAGAAACGUGCGAGAUUAAUUCUUUCAAUUUACGAGAUCGCCAUUUGUUCGCGAGUUAACUAAUUUUAAACGGAUGCUGCGCUUAAAACAUCGUUUUAUAAAUCAACGGUAUGCUUAAAGUAAUCCUAAGGUAACGUGUUGAUAUUACCAGCUGUGUUGAAUCGUCUUGCAGUAAAAAGUUAACUAGUUGAGUAAUUAACAAACUCAUGCUAAACUCUUGUCGUUAGAAUCCUCAAUUAUACCAAUUGAAUCAUAACCCCAUGAAAGAGUGUCACGAAGUUUUUGGGUACUUGAUAAUUUACCUAUUUUCCCAUCCAACUUUGCGUGUUAGAGCAGUUUGAACGGUAGCACGACGUUCCCGCAUUAUACGUAUAGGUAUUCAAAUACGGAUUAGUUGAGUCCGAUGAUCGCUUGUAACACAUUAUAAGAGAGUAAGGGGAGAAAUAUGAAAAACAUUUACGUCGCGGUGUGUUUAACCAAAUGCGAGAUAAAUUCAUAUUGUAUUACUAUUACCAUCAGUACUAUUAUUAUAAUAUAAAUAAUAAUUAACUAACUCCAUUGUUGUUGACUGUUGCCAAAUGGAUAGACAAAGAAUUAAAACAAUAAUAAUGUUAAUAAUAAUAAUAAUAUCCUACAUUGUAUUUUCCACUUGAAGUAUAAAUAAUUAGCUAAUCGAUGUUCAUACAUGCAUAAUGUGUCGCAGUAUCGCUAUUUUCCAUACCAAACAAUUCAAGAGGAACAAAAACCGAUAUUGCACCUUAAUUAACUUCAAGUUUCGUCGGUAUGACGGAAUUCGUUGACUGUGAAACUCAUCAAUAUAUGCACGUUAUCAAUUGAAAUAUACAAUUACAAUUUCAAAUA
Messenger RNA from Neodiprion virginianus, 3568 nucleotides. RefSeq names its product MAGUK p55 subfamily member 7-like (gene metro). Lineage: Eukaryota; Metazoa; Arthropoda; Insecta; Hymenoptera; Diprionidae. The record is from RefSeq and is a predicted model, not a curated record. Gene Ontology annotation, molecular function: protein binding. Gene Ontology annotation, cellular component: plasma membrane; cell-cell junction. Bases 672 to 2249 code for a protein of 525 amino acids. The transcript is spliced from 11 exons.